Condylostylus longicornis is the source of this 2767-nucleotide messenger RNA. Its product is annotated as sialin-like. The coding region runs from base 389 to 1900 and encodes 503 amino acids. Lineage: Eukaryota; Metazoa; Arthropoda; Insecta; Diptera; Dolichopodidae. The record is from RefSeq and is a predicted model, not a curated record. The transcript is spliced from 8 exons. Gene Ontology annotation, molecular function: transmembrane transporter activity. Gene Ontology annotation, cellular component: plasma membrane. Gene Ontology annotation, biological process: monoatomic anion transport; transmembrane transport.
AUUUUUAGCGCCGAAAAAAGAGAGAGAAAAAAAUUCGUUUGCUGUAAACAAUAACACAUAAUGAAUUUAUUUAAUUAUAAAGACUUGGGAAUUUUAAAAUUAAGCAUUUUCUGGUUUUAAGCGAUUUGUGUAUGUACGUAUAUGUGUAUUGCAACAAUGACAACCUGUUUAUGCUGGAGACACUAGAAGUAAAUAAAACUUUUCGGUUAAAUACGAAUUUUGCAGUAUAUAGCUUUAAUUAAUUAUUGAAAUACAUUUCACAGAUUCGAAAUAGAAAUAUAACGAAUUAGACCAUCGUAGUAUUCAGAAGAAGUGAUACGCACGGCAAGUACAAAAAUAAAAAAAAUAAAAAAAAGUAAACAAAGUUAGUGAUUAGCACAUCGCUGUUAUGACUUUUCUUGAAAAUGGAAAAGAAAACGGACAUCAUGCGGAGAACAUUUGGCAAAUGGAAAAAAUUGAAGAAGCCGAACCGUUAUCAUGGAGAUUUUGGCGAAAGAAACGUUAUAUUGUCGUAUUGUUAGCAUUUUUUGGAUUUUUCAAUGUUUAUUCAUUACGUGUUAAUUUAAGUGUUGCCAUUGUCGCAAUGACAGAAAAUCGUUCACACAUUGAUGAAAACGGUACAGAACAUUGGACACAAGAUUUUAAUUGGAAUUCAAAAGAAAAAGGUUUAAUAUUGAGUUCAUUUUUUUACGGUUACAUUUUAACACAAUUUUUGGGUGGAUUUCUUGCAACAAAAAUUGGUGGUAAUCAUAUUUAUGGAGUAGGUAUUGGAACCACAUCAAUUCUUACUCUACUAACACCAUUAGCAGCAAAACAUAGCGUAGAAAUGUUAAUAGCCGUAAGGAUAAUAGAAGGAAUUUUUGAAGGUGUAACUUUUCCUUGUAUACAUGCUGUAUGGGCUAGAUGGGCACCACCAUUAGAACGUUCACGUAUGGCAUCAAUAGCAUUUGCUGGUAAUUAUGCUGGUACAGUAGUUGCCUUACCUGCAUCAGGUCUUUUAGCAACACGUUAUGGUUGGGAAAGUCUUUUUUAUGUUUUUGGUGCAAUUGGUUGUGUAUGGUUUAUACUUUGGGAAAUUGUUGUUAAAUCUAGUCCAGAACUAGAUAAAUAUUGUCCUAAAGAAGAAGCUGAAUAUAUAAGAAAAACAACUGGAAAUAAAGAUAAUGAAAAAAUAAUACCACCAUGGAAAGCAAUAUUUACUUCACCUGCUGUAUGGGCAAUUGUUGUAGCUCAAUUCGCUGAACUUUGGGGCUUUUAUACAAUGUUAACACAAUUACCAUCAUUCUUAAAAGAUACUCUUAAUUUCAAUUUGGAUAAAACAGGAUUUUUAUCUGCUGUACCAUAUUUAACAAUGGGACUUCUUCUUGGAGUUUCUGGAUAUUUAGCUGAUUGGACUCAAAUUAAAGGAUAUUUGACAACAACACAAGUUAGAAAAUAUUUUAAUUGUGCAGCAUUUUUAGCUCAAACAGUAUUUAUGACAUUAGCAGCAUAUUUAUUAGAUCCAGUAUGGACUGUAUUAUGUAUAACGAUAGCUGUAGGACUUGGUGCAUUUGCUUGGUCUGGUUUUGCUGUAAAUCAUUUAGACAUUGCACCACAAUAUGCUAGUAUUUUAAUGGGAAUUUCAAAUACAUUUGGAACUAUUCCUGGAAUCAUUAGUCCUUUAAUAACCGGAUAUAUUGUCCAAAAUCAAUCAGCUGAGGAAUGGAAAAUAGUAUUUUACAUAUCAGCUUCUGUAUAUAUUAUUGGUACAAUAAUUUAUUGGUUCUUUGCAAGAGGUGAAUUACAAGAAUGGGCUAAAAAACCCGAACAAAUCGCAUAUGAAAAGAAAAUGAAUGGUACAAAUUCUAAUCCUGAACAAAGGAGGGGUUAUGAUAAUAAUGCAAUAGAAUUAAGAGAAUAGUUUAAUAGAUUUAUAAAAAAAAAUAUAUUUAAUUGUAGAAUAAAUAAUAAAUCUUAUUCUAAAUAUGUGAUAUUAAACAUAUUAGAAAACAAUAAUUAGUUACAGUAAAUGUAAAUAUAUACAGACAAUGCAAGAUAGGCAAAGAUAUGCUAAUAAAUGGAUUUCAUGUGAUCUCUAUAUGGAUUACCUUUAUUAGCCUUAAUAUCGACUACUUAAAACUCCGUUAAUUAUUUAUAUUAUAACUUAGAGUACUUAAUUUUAACAUUCAAUUUAUAUUAUAAUUAGCUAUUCAAAAUAAAUUAAAAGAAAUUUUUAUUUCCUUUUUUACAAUUUGUUUACAAGUGUUUGAUUAUAAGAAAAUGUACAUUUUUGUUUUUAAUAGUUUUAAGAUUUUAUAUUAAUGAGCAAAUUAAAAAUAAAUGUAAAUUAAAAAUAAUAAAUUGGCCACAAAAUCAAAAAUUAUGACAGAAAGCACACAUACAGGUAACAAGCACUACAUCCAUGAAAAAUUUAACAGAAGAGCUUAACAUACCAACUUGAAAACCAGAUUUCUAAAUAUCAUUAAAAUCAAAACAAUUACGAUGCACAAACAUUUAGCAGCAGUUUCUAUUAGUUUUAUUCAAUCACUAAUCAAAACUAAACACAACUAAUUAAACACACAGCGACAUCUAUCUAAAAAUAAUAACCACGAAGGCUUUAAUUCUGAAAUAUUAAAACAUAAAACAAUAAAAUUACGCUUAUCUUAAAAAAAAUGUUUAUAUAAUUUGUUAAAACUUAAAUUUGUUUAGAAAUAAGUAAGACUUUAAAAAAAAUUCAACAGAAGCAUGCAAACUUUACCAUUGAAACUUUUAAUCUUACGUCAUUUAU